Molecule: messenger RNA, 2835 nt
Organism: Williopsis jadinii
Lineage: Eukaryota; Fungi; Ascomycota; Saccharomycetes; Phaffomycetales; Wickerhamomycetaceae
Gene: SPC72
Product: gamma-tubulin complex subunit SPC72
Exons: 1
Coding region: 184-2835 (883 amino acids)
Biological process (GO): autophagosome assembly
Cellular component (GO): autophagosome membrane
Source: RefSeq, a predicted model, not a curated record
GCGCUGUGUUUUUGUUUGUGAAUUGCUCACGUUGGCCUGAUUGCGACGUCACAAGUUCAUUGUCGAGGGUUGUCUGGCUGAUUGAUUGAUUGUUCAAGCGGUGAUUCUGUUGGUGUUUAUCUCAAUCUACAAAGAGGUAAACAAUUGAGAUCCACCAGGGCGGCACGGUGAUUGAGACCGAAGAUGGAGACAGAGUUGAGCUCCUUACGCUCUAAUGAGUCUCUCUCUGAUAUGACAAACGAACUCAGGGGGCUGGAGAUUGCCGAGAAGGGCGGUGAGGAUAUGGAUCAUGGUGAUGUUGGGAGUGUCCCCACAACACACCUUGGUUUUGAAGAAGAGUUUGACGAUGAUGAGGAGAAUGAGUUUCUCAACUCAAGUUCUUUCCUGUCGAACUCCCAGAUUAUAAGGUCCACAAAUGUCGCAAACUUCAACCCGACGGUGCGGAAUACCUUGCAAAGUCCUACAAGAAGAGAUGACCAGGCAAGACAUGAACCAGAUUUGUCGAAAGGGGAAGAAGGUCUGAGCACCCAGCAAGGGUUCGACCAGGGUGGUGAGGGUGAGGAUUUUAAUAAUGAAGAGAUUGGGAUUUACGAUCAUAAUGAAAUAUCGGUUUUCCCAAGCGACGAUGAAAAAUCUACACGAUUCAUCGAUAUUGAUGAUCCUAGAUCAACACCAAAACUACCAAAGAUGCAUCCAAAUUUCACACCCUGGAGAAACCUACGUCCAACUAGUAGUAUACGUGUGAAGGAAACACGCAAUGAACCGUCCAUUGACUACGUGCAGUCCUUAUUUGAAUCAGAUGCACCGCUUUUUGAGGCGAACUCGCCUGCAAGAUCUGUAUCUCUUUUUGACAUUGCCAGUAAUGAUGGUACGUCUGGAUCUAAUGCUGCAGCUGCAACUUCCACUGUUGAGAUGGAAGACCUCAGAAAACAGAUAACAAACUACAAGCUGCAACAGAGAAUUCUCACUGAGGUGAUUCGUGAAAUAUUGAAACUUUCAGGUAAUGGGGACCAAUUGAAGUCUGAACUCAUGCAAAGAAUAGAAAAUGAGAAUGUCCUACUAAUGGCUGAACGUGAUAAUGUGAAAGAUAGUAUAAAGAAAGAAGAAAACGAAACUCUUACAAAGUAUAAUGAAAAGGUAAAAGAACUUGUUGACUUAAAGGGAGACUUGAUAUCGAUGAAAAACGUCAAUGAAGAAUUACAAUCAACACUUGAAGGUUACAAGUCUCACAUCAAUGCACAAGAAGAGACCAUUAAUAACCAAUAUACAAACAUAGAAGUAUGGACAAAGUUAUGUGAUGAAAUACUUGAGAUUCUUCUACAAUAUAUUGAUGGUGAUUCCGCUAAGGCCAUGCAACGUGUCAGAUCCGGUACGCUGAGUAUCACUACAGCACUUAACGUUAUCAAGUUCUCUAUUGAUGAACUGGGUCAGAAGAUCUUAUCCAUCUCCAAAGACUUAAAGGCUGGUGAUGAAAAUGAACGAACAUUGCCAAUAAUGCAUGAGUUCUAUGCUAAGUUGACAAAUGUCAAACAAACAGAAGAAAAGCUUAAAACACUUUGGAAUACGCAAUCCACAUUGGUGUCGUCUUUGAGAUCUGAAGUUUCGAAACUCCGUCGUGACUCUGAAGACAACGGCCGGUAUGUGACAAACCUUCGAAAGCUCCUCAACGAAAAAAGGUUAAAAAUAUCAUCUUUGAAUGAGUAUAUCAAGGAGCUUGAGUCACAAAUAGAACAACUCAAAGAUGAAGAUGGUUUUGAUAGCAGCAGGGAAACCCAAUUGUUGAAGAAUAGACUCACCAUUUUGAAAACCAAUCAUGCAAAGGAAGUUGAGGCACUCAAAGACUCUAUAGCACACUUAACCAUUGAGCUGGAGCAGAACAAAGGAAACAUUGAACUUGAGCAUGAGUUAUCGAGGAAGAGAAGACAAAUCACAGAUUUGGAAUCUCAGAUAUCAUCUCUUCAAUCUCAAUUGUCGGAUAGAACUCGUGAUAUGGACUCCGCUGUUGACAGUUUAAAGCGUACCCUACAAACUACACGCGAAGAAUACGAUUCACUACUCAGAGAAUGUAAUCACCUCAAGAGCAAGUUAAAGGAUGCACAAGACAGAGAAGAUGCAAAGGAGAAAGAAUAUAGGAGGAAAUUGGAACAUGCUGCAAAGGAACUUAAUCUUGCAGUCAUGAAACAGAGAGCUUUGGCUGCUGAGAAGAGUAAACUACGAUUUUCUCUUGAAGAUUGCAAAAGAGAGCGAUCUGCUCUAACUCUUAACAACAAUACCUUAAGUGAGAAGGUUGAUCGUUUAAGCUAUGACUUAUCAUCGCUGACUAAUUACGAAGUUGGAUUCAAAAGUCUCUUGGAUCUUCAGGUGCAUCAUCUGAGGAAUAUGUUGGAUGACUUUGAAGCUGUACUUGAGAGAUCAUCUUACAUUCAAGCAAAGCAAAAAUUAGAUAAACUAUUAGAUUCAAACUUGGACUUUGAGAUGACACAUUCAAUUGUUCGAUCAUUGUUUGCCUUUUUUGAAAACGCUAUGGGCUCACUGAUUGAGGACCAUAAAAACAUGCUAAUGAACAACCACGAAGAGGAGCUUGCUAACGAGAAUGCGGAUCUCCACCAACAAGUUGAGACCCUUCAGCAAGAACUUCAAUGGUACUAUGAGAAUGCCAAUGUUGAUCAGGACAGUCCUAGAACGAAAUUGAGAAUCAGUGAUCUGGAGAAGAAGCGUAAAGCUGAACGUGAGAGACGUCAAGUGGAAUUCAGAGAAUCACAGAUUCUGGUUAGAAAAUUGGAAGAUGAGAAUCGUUCUCUAAAGGAAAAAUUGGCAUCAUUAUCUACAAAGUAA